AGAUGCCACAGUUUUGAACAGUAGUAUGGAUGUAAAUAGAUUACUGUUGCUGGUUUUAAAAAACUGGAUAUUUUACAUUUAGAGUGAAUCCAGUAUUCUGCUCUUUGGCUUGGAAAGUGGAGAGCAUCUUCCCAUCAAGAUGGAGUCUUUCCUCUUGGAUGACAUCGGCUCCAUGAUACAGAACAAGGCCAUUGAGAGAAUCAUCUCACCAAUGACUGUUCAGCUUUGCCAUCUGAUCAUCUCAGUGGAGAGGAAAGACAUGGACAAUGAAGUAUUUGCCUCUUUGGAGAAGAUGGCAGAGGAACUGGCUCAAGCUAGUGAAGAGUUUGUGCAAAUUGCCCAAAGGCUGGCGGGAGACUCUGAGGAAGUGUGGCUCCAGGAGGAAAUGGGGGUUGCGGCGGAGUCUCUGAUCCUGUCUUCAAGGAAUAUCACGCUGGUAGCUCAGAAGCUCCAUCUUCAGCCGGAAUGUCAGAGCCACCAGGAGGAGCUAGUGACCACAGCUCAGCACAUCCUGGUAGACACCACGAAGGUCCUGCUGCUGGAAGACGCGGCGACGGCGAGGAAGAUGGUGCGAGCGGCGGGCUGGUGCCUGACUUGCCUGGACGCGCUGGAAGCGGCGGGCGACGCGGCCUCGCUGCGCGGCCCCUUCGCCGACCUGGCGGUGGCGCUGCAGAGCCUGGGCGGCCUGACUGCGCGCGGAUCCGAGGAGCGCCUGGGCCGGGCCAGCCGCCUGCUGCGGGGCUGCGUCCCUGUGCUGCUUGUGGCCGCCCGCGGCCACCUCCGGCGUCCCCGCGACCCGCGGCUGGCCGCCUCCCGGCGCCACGUCUUCGCUCUGGCCAGGAAGACCUUGGGCGAGCUCCUAGGGCGCCUGGAGCCCGGCGCCGCCCCAGCGGCCCGCGCCCCGCACGGCGCGCUCCCUCGGAGCCUGCGGCAGCUGCGGGAGCUGCUGGCGGCGCCCGGACCCGAGCGGCUGCGCGGCGGGCUGGACGCGCCGCUGGCGGCCGUGGUCUGGCACUGCAUGCGCCUGGCCGCCUGCUCCCCGCCGCCCGAGCGCCUGCGCCUAGUGGCCCGUUGCCGCCGGCUGCUGGAGCUGCGGAGCGCCGGCGUCCGGCGCCUGGACCCGAUUGACGGGCCUCCGGGGACGGGCGGGAACAGCCAGGAGCCGGGGGAGGAGUGCGCAGCGCUGUGGGCCGCGACUGAGGACCUCUCCCAGGAGGUCCGCACCGGGCUGCUGCGCCAGAUCCUGGACACGUUCACCGACACGCAAAGCCCUCUUCAAAGACUGGUCCGGGCCGCCUUGGCCACUCCCUCAGUCUCCUCCCGGUGCCAUGGCGAGGCCUUGCCUGAGAGCCUCCAGCUUCUCCUCGCUGCUUUCCACGACCAGGCCAACCGGAUGCUCAGAGUGGCUCACUUGGUCUUGGUUUGCUGCCCACGACAGCAAACUGGCGAAGACAUGGAGGCCACCAUGGCAGGCCUUUGGGGGCUCGUGGUCAGAGUGCGACAGCUUUUCUCACAAGGCCCCCAAGGGUCUGGUCUGGACUGGAGCCCUGCUGCCCUGCAGGCCCUGCUUCGGGAGUGGGCCAGGGCAUCUGAAGGCUUAUUAGCAUGUUUUGAUGAUGUUCUCGAUAUUCCUGAGUUCCUGAGUGUGUCCAUUCAGGAAAUGACCAAGCACUUGGACUUUUUUACAUGGGCUUUGAGGUGUGGAGAUUCCAGAGAGUUUGCUCCACUUGUGGCAUAUUUACAGGGUCGAGGGACACACAUAGUGCAGGUGAUGAGCAGGUAUGUGGACCAAGAUCGAGAUCCUAUUUUCCGGAAUGGCCUGAGAGUCUUGAUCCAGCAGCUGGAGCAAUCCUCCCGGGUCCUGGGUGAGGCUGGGGAGCAUUGUUCAGGCGGGCACGGCUCUCAGGACACAGAUGCGCUAUUAACCUUGGCGAAACAUGUGAUCUCUUCAGCUCAGAGCAUCCGAGAGGGGCUGGAUGGAACUAACCACCCAGAUAUCCUCAGUCCCCUUCGGGACCAAGUCCAGAGGUUGGACAUGGCUGAGAGACAGCCUUAUUUCAUUCUCUCCAGCCUCCAGGAUUGCACAGCUCCUGCACUGAAACACCAAAGGGAGCCUGGGUUGAGGAAAAGCGACAAGGGCACCUCCUAUCCACCUAGGGAUCAUCUUUUUUGCCCCUUGAUUUUUGACACCGGUCUACAGAAGGUGGACUCUCCACUCUCUGCCAUCAGCAAACCCAUGCUUGCUGUAGACAGCCUGAGCCACCAGGGAGUGACCUCGGCUCACACCAUCCUGCAGGACCAGGAUGCAGCUGUGGAGGCAGCUCAGGAGGCCCUGGCUGGAGAGGUACCACUGGGGUCAGAGACGAUGACUGGACUCCAAGAAAUCCCAUCACUAGCACCUUCUAUUAUUGACGUAGCAAGGGAGAUAGAACAUUGCACAACUGCUAGAACUGACAGGCUUCUGGAAGUGGCUCUCCAACUGUCUGGGAAGUCCAGGGAAACCAGGCAAAGUUUGGUAGCCAUAGCUGGUGACUGGUAUUCUCUGUGUCAACAGCUGUUUUGCAACAACCCAGCAGCUGAUCUUCAAGAGAACAUGACAGUGUUCAUGGAGCUUCAGCAGAACUUAGCCUCAAUGGUUCAACUAGCAGUCAAAAGUGGACCCAUGGAUUCGGGUAAGAAGGAUUCUGACUCAGCUGGGCACCCAGAAGCGCAUUUACAAGUGCAAGGCAGAUUGGAGGAGGCGGAGACCCAUGCCAAACAGCUUUUGGACAAAGUUCUGGCCUCUGAUGGUUUCCAAGCCCCCAGGUCGUGGGAGGAGAGCAUUGAGGAUGGGUGCCUUCUAUGGUCAGUGGCUGUCCAAGACUUGCUCCAGUGCCUGGAGAGGCUCAGCGGGAGACAAGGCCUGUUCCUACUGCCCCUGCGACAGGCUGUGAAGGACCAGCAGGGGCUGCAGGAAGGGUUGGCUCAGGCAGCAGAUGUUUCUCAAAGGCUCCAAGAGGCUGCUAGGCUGUCUUCUCUUCUGUGUGGGGAUGAGCAGGUAAAGAGUGAGAUCUCCUUUCUGUGCAGGGAGGUUCAUGUGCUCACAGAUGCUCUGCUGGAUGUGGCACAGAUCCUGGCCUCCUUCCCCAAACCAUCUCCCAGCCUGUCCACCCGCUUUGAACUUCUCUGCUUGGAGCUCACCCUUCAAGCCAAGGCCCUGACUGGCCACCUCAGCAGCAUCAAUGCAGACUAUGAACGUGUCCUCCAAGGUGCCUUCUGCCCGAGGCUCUCUGUGUGCAAAGACCCCCAGACCCAGCCAGAAGGCUCUCUGGAAAGAAUGGUGUCUGGUAUCCAAGCUGUGCAGGGAAUUGUGGCUGGAGGUCAGGAGUCUGGGCCCUGCCAGGAAGACCUUCUCAUGGCUCUGGAGAGCAUUCUCGUCCUCACCAAGGAGGUAGCCCAGCGGGUCCCUGUGCUCCGAGAAUGCCCAGAGGACUGGCUUCAGCAGGAGUGGGCAGCCAAGGCCCACCAUGCUGUGGCCCAGCUCCAGGCCUGGAAAGGUGGUCACACCAAGGCUUGGAGACUCCUGGCCCAGUGCUUGAAGCCCAGUGAUGAAGAGGACCCCACCCAGCCCCAGCUCCACCGUGGGGAGGGUCCACCAGGAGCCGCUGAAGCCAGCAGUGUAGAUUCCCAGGGUGCUGCUCCAAGAGACACCGCAGGGAGCUCAGUGGGGACCCGCACUCCGGAUCCAGGCAUCACCGGGACAGCCGCAGACCUGGGCACGGUAGGAAUCACCGGGACAGCCGCAGACCUGGGCACGCACCAGCAUAGCGGCACCCCUGGCAGCUUCCCCAGCUGUCCAGCCUGGCCGCACACUGAGGUGGACCUGCCUCUCCCAGAGGAUGGCAGCGUGAACAGUGGGAACAGAAUCACCCAGGUUACCCAGGAGAUGGCCAAGGAGGUGUUCCUGAUGGCGCAGAGUCUGAGGAGGAGAGGAUGCAUCCUGACCAAAGAACAGCUCAUUACCUCUGCCAGGAAAAUUGCGACUUCUGGACAAAACUUCGCCAGACUUAUCCGCAUCAUUGCUAAGAACUGUGUAGACCAAAGAUGUUCCCAGGAGCUUCUGUACAUGGUAGAGCAGAUUCAGACAAUGAGCAGCCAGCUCCGCAUCAUCUCCAGAGUAAAGGCCUCCUUGGCAAGAAGCAAGUCCUCUGAAGAGCUCCUGGUGGAAAAUGCACAGCGGCUCCUCCGUGCUGCCUCUAAGACUGUGAGGGCUGCAGAAGCCGCCAGUCUCCGGGGUUUGAGACAGCCUUCCCCAGAUCCGGAGGAACUGGAAGUUGCUGCCUUCUGCUUGCAGUGGAGAAGAAAAUUGCGAAGGCACAGACUUCAAGAAACCUCAGACCUCGACUGUGAUGAGCUGGGCCUGCGAAAAACAAGCACUAAAGGGCCCCCGACACUCGUGGCCCUGGUUCAAGAAGCCUUAUAAAAGCUGAGCAGUAUUCUCCAAGUCAGACUCUCUGUUGAUGUGUGCACUGGCCCUGAGACUCUGGGAGCCCAUGGAAUGUGCCUUUUAGGCCGAAUCAGCCUGUGGGGACACAGGGGGACACGGUGGGUUGGGUGGGUGCAGGGCAGCCAGGGCUGGGCCUUGAACAGAGCUAUCCCGACAGUAUUCCCAGUCAAGGGGACAGCUCUGGGCCCCUGGUGAGACUGCCGUCUUCCUGGGAAGGAUACUUAGCUUUCUGGGUUUAGAAGGAACAUCACACAUAGACUGGGCAAGGAUGGGGUAAAAAACACCCAAGCCCUAUUAGCUUAAGCCUAUAUUAAGAUGUUGCAAUGUGAAAACAGUCCCAGCACGUUCUACAGGGAUCCAGGAACUGAAAGAUUUAUGGAUUAGAUUGGUAGUCAGUCCGAGUUCACCUUGCGUGAAUAACUUGGCACUGUUCACACUUUCAAGGUGUGAGGAAACUGAAGAUGUGCUACUUGGGGAUACAGUGCAGGAGCUGCAAGUCUGAAGGCCCUGAGUUGUGAUUUGGUGAAUCUGGGUUUAGCAUCUGGGAUGGAGAGGAACAGUUGGGCAUUAAGGUCUUGGAGAGUCAGUGGAAAUUUUUCAGUUCUCAGGAUCUUUCACAAAACCUAUUUGGUAAAGGAAUGAGGAGACCAGUGACCUUCACCUCAGGGGUUGAACUGCAUGGGCCAAAAGUGGAGAACUGGGUCUGGAGGAGGGGGAUGUAGACAGGGACUGGAUACAUGAUCUCGGAGCAGGGAUGCCCUGGGGGCUGGGGCCUUGCUUGUUUGGGGGACAUCGUGCCACCCUCUUAUAUUCUGGUACGGCCCAUAGGGAGGAGGGCUGACACUAGAUGAGGCAGAAUUUCCCACAACCCAGUGGGAUUGUGGUUCAGAUUUACAGUAAAUAAAGAUAGGGAUUUCUUUCCACUUUAAAAAAAAAAAAAACAGAAUACAAUGUGAUGUUUUGCCUUGUAUACACCCAUUAAAUCAUCACUACAAUUGGGAUAAUGAAUAUAUGCAUCACCCCAAAAGUGUCCUCACUCCCCUCCGGGGUCCCUGGAAUGACUGAUCUGCUUUGUCACUUAAUGAUUAAUUUGAGGGACUUCCCUGGUGGUCCAGUGGUUAAGACUCUGUGCUCCCAAUACAGGGGGCCCGGGUUCGAUCCCUGGUCAGGGAACUAAAUCUUGCAUGCCACAACUAAGAGAUCUUGCAUACCGCAACAAAUAUCCCGCACGCAGGAACCAAGAUCCCACAUGCCACAACUAAGACCUGGCGCAGCCAAAUAAAUAAAUAAAUAUUUUAAAAAUAAAUAAAAUUUGUCAACCUAACCCGUUUUAAGAAAAAAAAUUAGUUUGAUUAGUUAUCUGCAAAUCAAUCAAUGUUAUACGCCACGUUAACAAUUAGAAUAAAAAUCAUAUGAUCAUCUCAACAGAUGCAGAAAAAGCUUCUGACAAAACUCAACAUCCAUUUAUGAUAAAAACUCUCAAUGAAGUGUGCAUAGAGGGAACAUACCUCAACAUAGUAAAGGCCAUAUAUGACAAGCACAUGGCUGUCAUUGAAAAAUUAAUCAGUCAAUCUAAGAAAGAAAUGGAAGAUUUUAUUUGAGCCAAAUUGAGGAUUGUUACCUGGGAACAGCCUCAAGGAAAGUUCUGAGAACUGUUCUGCCCAUUAGAGGUCAAAGCACAGUUAUGUAAGUUUUUAAGACAGAGGCUGUACAUAAAUAACGUAUUGUUGACAGUUUAUACAAUGUAGUGAAUAGUGGGUCAUGGUUCAUCGUGGUCCCUUACAAGAUUAAGAAGGAAUGUUAUCUUUUAAGUUGCCUUGUUGGUGCUGGGAGAAUGUUGCUCUUUAUGGUGGAGCAGAUAUUCUGCUGAUUGGAAAAUGUAAUAUAAUGCAGGUGCACAAAGCACAGCAGAGAGGAGAGAGGAGGCCAAAGUGCAGAGAAAAUUUUUGAUGUUUAAAUUUUUCUUGACUUGUCAUAAAAUAUGAAUUUUAUUUCACACAGCUAACAUCAUACUCAAUGGUGAAAAGCUGAAAACAUUUCCUCUAAGAGCAGGAACAAGACAGGGAUGCCUAUUCUCACCACUUUUAUUCAACGUAGUAUUGGAAGUCUUAGUCACAGCAAAUCAGACAAGAGAAAGAAAUUCCUUUUAUCUAAAUUGGAAAGGAAGAAGUAAAAUUGUCACUGCUUGCAGAUAACAUGAUACUAUAUAUAGAAAAUCCCACAGAUACCACUAAAAAACGAUUAGAACCAAUACAUGAAUUCCGUAACUUGCACAAUACAAAAUUAAUAUAACAGAAAUCUGCUGCAUUUCUAUACACUAACAAUGAUAUAUCUGAUAAAGGGCUAAUAUCCAAAAUAUACAAAGAGCAUAUACAACUCAAUAUGAAAGAAAAAAACAAAUUUAAAAAUGGGCAGAGGGGGACUUCCCUGGUGGCGCAGUGGUUGAGAGUCCACCUGCCAAUGCAGGGGACACGGGUUUGUACCCCGGUCUGGGAGGAUCCCACAUGCCGCGGAGUGGCUGGGCCCGUGAGCCAUGGCCGCUGAGCCUGCGCGUCUGGAGCCUGUGCUCCACGACAGGAGAGGCCACGACAGUGAGAGGCCCGCAUACCGCAGAAAAAAAAAAAAAAGGCAGAGGACCUGAACAGACAUUUUUCCAAAGAAGACAUACAGAUAGCCAACAGGCACAUGAGAAGAUGCUCAACAUCAUUAACUGUCAGGCAAAUGCAAAUCAAAACCACAAGGAUAUAUAUCACCUCACACCUGUCAGAAUGGCUAUUAUCAAAAGACAACAAAUAAGUGUUGGUGAGGAUGUGGAGAAAAGGGAACCCUCGUGCACUGUUGGUGGGAAUGUAAAUCGGUGCAGCCACUAUGGAAAACAGUAUGGAGGUUCCUCAAAAAAUUAAAAAUAGAACUAGCAUACGUCCAGAAAUUCCAAUUCUGGGUAUUUUUCCAAAGAAAACAAAAACACUAAUUUGAAAAGCUAUAUGCAGCCCUAUGUUCACUGCAGUACUAUUUAUAAUAGGCAAGAUGUGGAAGCAACCCAAGUGUCCAUCAACAAAUGAAUGGAUAAAAUAUACAUACACAAUGGAGUAUUACUCAGCCAUAAAAGAAGAACGAAAUCUUGCCAUUUGCAACAACAUGGAUGGACUCAGAGGGUAUUAUGAUAAGGGAUAUAAGUAUGACAGAGAAAGGCAAACACCACAUGAUUUCACUUAUAUGUGGAAUCUAAAAAACAAAACAAAUAAACAAAAUGAAAAUAGCCUCAUAGAUACAGAGAACAAAAGGGUGGUUGCCAGAGGGAAGGGGUGAGGGGAUGAGUGAAACAGGUGAGGAGAAUUAAGAGGUACAAAUUCCAGUUGUAAAAUAAAUAAAUCACAAGAUUUAAUGUGCACAAUAAGGGAUAUAGUCAAUAAUAUUGUGAUAACUUUGUAUGGUGACAGAUGGACACUAGACUUACUGUGGUAAUCAUUUUGUAAUGUAUAAAAAAUUGAAUCACUCCGUUGUACAUCUGAAACUAAUAUAAUAUUGUAAAUCAAUUACACUUCAAUUAAAAAGAUUAGUUUGCAUUACCUAGGAUUUGUGUAAAAAUGGAAUCAUACAGUAGGUGUUCUUUUACCCCUCUAGCUUCUUUCAUUCAGCAUAAUUAUUUUGAGAUAUCCAUGUUACUAUGUAUAUCAAGAUUCAUUCUUUUUCAUUGCCUAGUAGUAUUCCAUUAUAUGGAUAUAGGACAAUUUGUUUAUCCACUCGCCUGUUGAUGGACAUUUGUGUUGCUUGCAGUUUGGGGCUGUAACAAAAAUAUCUGCUAUGAACAUCUUAUGUAAGUCCUUGUACACACAAAUGCUUUCAUUGCUUCAGGAACAUUUCUAGUAGCGGAAUGGCUGGGUGGUAGUGUAAGUGAAUGUUUACAUUUUUAAGGAAACUGCCAAUUUUUUUUUCAGAAUGUCUGUAGUGUUUAACAUCCCUACCAGCUAUGUGUGAGAGUUCCAGUUCCUCCACUUCCUCUCCAAUACUUGGUAUGGUCAUUCUUUUUCAUCUUAGCCUUGUAAUAGGUGAGCAGUGGUAUUUCACUGUGGUUUUAAUUUGCGUUUCCCUAAAGACUUAUGAUGUUGACAUCUUCUCAUGUACUUAUUUGCUAUCUACACAUCUUCCUUGCUGAAGCAUCUUUUCAAAUCUGCUGCCUAUUCUUUUUUUCUGUUUUUUUUUCUUAUUGUUGAAUUUCGAGAGUUCUUUUCAUAUCCUAGAUACAAGUUCUUUUGUUCAGUAUGUGAUUGCAAAUACUUUCUUCCAGUCUGUAACUUGUCUUUUCAUUCAUUUAACAAUGUCUUUUAAUUUUUAAGUACAAUUUAUCAAUUUUUGGGGGGGUAUAUGGAUUAUGCUUUUUGUGUGCUAAGAACUCUUUGCCAAACUUAGGUCACAAAAUUCUAUGUUUUCUUCUAAAAGACUGAGAGUUUUACAUUUUACAUUUAGAUAUAUAUCACAUUUUGAAUUAAUUUUUGUUUGAAGUGUGAGGCAGAGGUCAAGAUUUGUUCAUUUGGGUUUCUUUUUUUUGUAUAUGAAUGUCCCAUUGUUCCAACACUAUAACUUUAAAUGACUAUCUUUUUGCAUCAAAUUGUGUUUGCACCACUGACAAAAACCAACUGACCAUGUUUGUGCAAGUCUGUUUCUAAAAUCUGUAUUCUUUUCCAUUAAUUUGUAUGUCUAUUCUUUCAUGAAUAUCACACUGUCUUCAUUCUUGUAGUCUUAUUGCAAGCUUUACAAUCCAGUAGUUUAAGUCCCCCAACUUUGUCCUUUGCAAAAUGAUUUUGGUUAUUCUAAUUUUUUGGCCUUUCAUAUACAAGCUGAUUCUAGAAUCAGCUUGUCUGUUAUCUCCAGAAAAUUUUGCUGGGGUUUUGAUUGGAAUUACAUUAAAUCUAUAGAUCAGUUUGGAGAAAACUGACAUCUUAACUAUGUUGAGACUUACAAUCCAUGAGCACAGUGUAUCACUCCAGCAUUUUGUAGUUUUUAGCAUAAGGUUCCGUGCAUAUUUUAUAUAUUAAACCUCAAUAUUUCACUUUAUAGAAUUGUUGUAAAUGGUACCAUUUAAAAAAUUUUUGUUUCCAAAUUUUAUUACUAAUAUACAGAAAUACAACUGAUUUUUAAAAAUGUUAACCUUGUAUCCUGCUACCUUCCUAAACUCACUUAUUGCUUCUAGGAGCUUUUUGUAGAUUCCUUAGGAUUUUCUAUGUAGAUAUAACUGUCAUUACUGUAAAGUUUACUUCUUCCUUUUUAAUCAGUCUGUCUUUUAUUUCUUUUCCUUGUCUUAUUGUGCCGGCUAGAACUUCCAAUAUAAUGUUGAAGAGGAGUGAGAGUGGACAUUCUUGCCUUGUUAGGGGGAAAGCAUUCAGUCUUUCACCAUUAACUAUAUUGCUAGCUGUAGGCCUUUUUGGUGAAUGUCCUAUAUCAGGUUAAGAAAGUUCCUUUCUAUUGUUAUAUGUGAGAAUUUUUAUCAUGAGUGGAUGUUGAAUAUUGUAAAUACUUUUAAUGCAUUGCAUUAAUUAAUAUAACUACGUGGGCGUUUUAAUUUUUGUUUUGUUUUUGUUUGUUAAUAUGCUAGAUUACAUCAAUCAACUUUCAAAUGUUGAAACAACCUUGCAUUCCAAGGAUAAACACCACAUGGUCAUGACAUAUUAUUCUUUUGAUGUAUCGUUAGAUUCUAUCUGCUAGUAUGUUUUUGUUGAGGAUUUUUGUGUUUGUGCUCAUGAGGAACAUUGGACUGUAGUUUUUGUUUGUUUCUUUGUACUGUCUUUGGUUUUGGUAUUAGUGUAAUACUGGCCCCAUAUAAUGAUUUGGGAGGUGUUCCCUUCUAUUUUCUAGCAGAGAAUUGGUGUUAUUUCUCUUUUAAAUGCUUGAUAAAAUUCAUCAGUGAUACUUUAUGGGCCUGGUGUUUUCUUUAUGGGAAGAUCUUAAUUAAAAUAUUAUUUUUAAAUAGGUAUAGGAUAUUCAAGGUGAAUACUGGUAGUCUGUGGAGUUAACGGAAUUGUUUAUUUCUUUUAAGGUCAAAUUUAUUGGCAUAAAGUUAUUCAUAAUAUAUUAUUAUUCUUUUACUAUCUAUAGGAUCUGUACUUAUGUCACUUCUCUCAUUCCUGAUAUUGGUGAUUUGUCUUUACUCUUUUUUUCCUAAUAAGCCUCUGUAGAGAUUUCUCAUCUCGAUUUUAUUUAUUUUUUUAUAUAACCAGCUCUUGGUUUUGCUGACUUUGUCUUAGAUUUAUGUUUUCUAUUUCAUGAAUUCCUUAUCUUAUCUUUAACAUUUAUUUUCUUCUGAUAACUUUUGGUUUAAUUCUCUCUUCUUUUCAAGUUUCUGAAUGUUGAUGGUAAGGUCUUUGUUUUGUGGCAUUCUUCUUUUCUAAUAUGGGCAUCUACUGCUGUACAUUUCUAAGCCCUAUUUUUGCUUCAUCCCACCAAUUUUGAUAUUUUUUUAUUUCUCAUUAUACAUUCUAAUUUCCUUUUUAAAUUAUUUGUUGACCCAUGGAUUACUUGGAGCUGUGCUAUUUAGUUUCAAAAUAUCUGGGGGAAUUUCCAGAGAUUUUCUGUUUUGACUUCUGAUUUAAUUCCUUUAUGGUCAAAAAACAUACCUUGUAGUACUUGAAUCCUUUUAAAUUUAUUGAGCCUUGUUUUAUGGCCUGGGUUAUAGUCUAUCUUGAUAAAUGUUCCAUGUAUACUAGAAAAGAAGUGCAUUCUGCUGUUGUUAGUUGGAGUACUCUAUAAAAACCAAUUAGGUCAAGUUGACUGACACUGUUGCUCAAGUAUUUGAUGUCCUUACUGAUUUUCCUUCUACUUGUUCUAUCAAUUUUAAGAGUAGGAUAUUGAAAUUUGCAAAUGUAAUUGUGAAUUUGCGUAUUUUAUAGUUCUAUCAGAGUUG
Messenger RNA from Globicephala melas (long-finned pilot whale), 11384 nucleotides. RefSeq lists its product as uncharacterized. Gene Ontology annotation, molecular function: beta-catenin binding; actin filament binding. The record is from RefSeq and is a predicted model, not a curated record. Gene Ontology annotation, biological process: cell migration; cell-cell adhesion. Gene Ontology annotation, cellular component: catenin complex; adherens junction. NCBI's taxonomy places the organism in Eukaryota, Metazoa, Chordata, Mammalia, Artiodactyla, Delphinidae.